CGUGACGCCAUCGCGUCGGCGGUUGCCAUGGCGAGGACGAGGACGCUGCUCGAGGCGGAGGCACGCUCUGCCGUGCGACUCGAACCAGCGCUGGGAGUGUCUGUGCUUCGCACUGGUCUGGGUUGGACGGAGCGGCAGUGCGAGACCGAGCCAUGGAGAGCGCUGGCCCUCGACUGUGUUCUGGACACGUUGGUUCACUGCUCUACACGGGGCCUGCCCUGGGCCUGCCUACCCCUCGUGGCCUCACUGACACUGGCCCUGCUGCACGACACCACACAGCUGUCACAGGAGGAGGUGCUGAGGAGCCUGAAGGAGCGUGUGCACGGCUGCCUGGGGUCUGGCCGUCCGGCCCGCGUGGUCCUCCACUUCUUUUCAUCCACGUAUGUACCGCACUUCCGCUUGUGGCGCGCCGCCCUCCUGCGCGGCACCUUCACUGCCUCUGUUGCCAGCCGCCCGCCACCCUUGAACCUGGAGGUGGAGGUGCCGCUCCCCAUGCCGCCGCUGCAGCACGGCAUGGAGGAGGGCGCUGCUGAGCGACGGCGGCGCGAGGCUGAGCGUCUCGAGGAAGCAGAGGUGCGCGUGCGCACCGACGCGCGGGUUCGCCAGGAGGAACUGCGCGGUGAGGGCCGGGAUCAGCUGGAGAAGGUCCUGGCUGGACUCUCGGUGCAGGAGGGAGAGACGGUGGACGCAGAGACGCUUGCCCUGGUGCUGAGGGAAGCGAUCUCCGUGCAGAUCCUCACGGCAUGCGAAGUGGCCCUGUCCGAGAUCCGGGCGACGUUUCUCCUCAUGGAGGCCCGUCUCGACACGCUUGCUUCCUCGCCCACACCUGGCUCCUCGCUCCCCGGCGAGCUCAACGGACGCACGGCACCAACGCACGGCGGCGGUGGCGGCGGCAGCAGAAAGCGCAAGCCGCCAAAAUAGCAGGGUGGCGCAGUGGUGGUGGGGGGAGGGUGAUGCCCGGUCAUUCAGCACACUGGUGUGUUGGAGAGUAAACCCAAUUUGUGUUUACUCUCCAACACACCAGCGGGCUGAAGUAGUAACUAAUUGGCAUGUUUUGUUUAAGCGACAAACUUUAUAGAAAUGGCUGUGCCGGAUGAUGGCGGGUUUUAACGACACUUUCAUAUUUACGCGAUUUUACCCCAAAAAAAUCUCUUAUCCACAAGUCAACAUUCACAGGCAAUGCAGAUGUGGAUGAAAUUCAGAAAUGCAUUAGCCCCAUUUGGCCCUAGUCAUGAAGAUGACAGCUCAUACCGGACAUCUGGUCAGGUCACUUGUCACAGAGUUGAUUCUUUGCUUCCCACUAUACCCUUAAAAGUUGGGUGUUUGACAGUGUUGUACGCAGUAUUUCUAACUGUAUUUCUACCAUUAUAAAUGAACAAUUAAUAUUUUACAUUUACCAUGCCGAUUAUGUAAAUGUGCAUGCAUAAUACUGUUUAAAGUGAUGUACAGAAAUGCACACUAUAAAUACGCAAGUACAUCUUAUACAAUUUAGCCACACCUGUUUGGAAUUUCAAAGAAUGUGGCACAGAUCACACUAUCCUGCCAUUUAAUAGAUAUUUUUUUCUCUCACGUGAACUGACGUGUCCGCGACUUCCGUGGCUGUUUUGACCUGUUCAAGCAUUAAAACAGGAGCUCUGCUACAGCAGUGUGAGCCUUCACAGUAGAAGCUCCAGGCGCUUUGUCACAGCAGUGUGAGCCUUCACAGUAGAAGCUCCAGGCACUUUGUUACAGAAGUGUGAGCCUUCACAGUAGAAGCUCCAGGCGCUUUGUCACAGCCUUGUGAGCCUUCACAGUAGAAGCUCCAGGCGCUUUGUUACAGCAGUGUGAGCCUUCACAGUAGAAGCUCCAGGCGCUCUGCUACAGCAGUGUGAGCCUUCACAGUAGAAGCUCCAGGCGCUUUGUUACAGCAGUGUGAGCCUUCACAGUAGAAGCUGCAGGCGCUUUGUUACAGCAGUGUGAGCCUUCACAGUAGAAGCUGCAGGCGCUGUGUCACAGCAGUGUGAGCCUUCACAGUAGAAGCUCCAGGCGCUCUGCUACAGCAGUGUAAGCCUUCACAGUAGAAGCUCCAGGCGCUUUGCUACAGCAGUGUGAGCCUUCACAGUAGAAGCUCCAGGCGCUGUGUUACAGCAGUGUGAGCCUUCACAGUAGAAGCUCCAGGCGCUGUGUUACAGCAGUGUGAGCCUUCACAGUAGAAGCUCCAGGCGCUGUGUUACAGCAGUGUGAGCCUUCACAGUAGAAGCUCCAGGCGCUGUGUUACAGCAGUGUGAGCCUUCACAGUAGAAGCUCCAGGCGCUCUGCUACAGCAGUGUGAGCCUUCACAGUAGAAGCUCCAGGCGCUGUGUUACAGCAGUGUGAGCCUUCACAGUAGAAGCUCCAGGCGCUUUGUGUGGGUGCUGAAGUUUCCCUGUUAGGUCUCCCUUUUGAGGAAAACCUAUCUGUUACCGAGCAGAUGUGUGGUGUGGACAACGCGCGUGCACUAAUUUAUACAUGGUCCACACUUAUUCGUAGUGAUAAUGAGACGAUUGAAACAAAUGUCUGUUUGCACUUUAUUAGGCUAACUUAGCAUCGUGCGUAAGAGGGGAUCGCCAGAAGGCCUGAUGCAGCUCGUACAAAUGGGGCUUGUGUUUCUGGUCUUAAAAGUAGAAAAUAUGUUCAUGGCUUUGCCAAUAAACUUUUAUGCUGAACUAAA
This is a messenger RNA of Petromyzon marinus (sea lamprey), 2689 nucleotides long. RefSeq lists its product as uncharacterized. The record is from RefSeq and is a predicted model, not a curated record. Lineage: Eukaryota; Metazoa; Chordata; Hyperoartia; Petromyzontiformes; Petromyzontidae.